CCUAGGGUUCGCCUUUCUAAUCAAACUGAGCGGCAGAUUACCAGCUUCGUGUAUUUUUUAGAAUAUCAAAGCGACGUUCCAAAAUGUGAUAUGGAUUGGCAUUUUACUCGUCGUUUUGAUAACUAGAAGUAAAUCAAACAUUCGAUGGGCUAAUUUUUCAGGAAACUAUUGAAAUCGUGCUGAAUUGAAAAAUCCUAAUUUGAAGGUUGAGAAAACUACCAAGAUUGUUGAUGCAUAGGAACUGAAGUGGGUAUUGAGUCAAUAUGGCCUGGAAUGUAAAUAUUUUUAGGAAACAUAGAAAAAAGUUCCAGGCUGAGGAUAAUCCUACCCAAGCGGGUAUCCUUUCCUUCUAUGGGGAGGAGGAACACCCAGAACUAGCUAGCGAGCAUGAGAGCUUAGAUGAGAUUGCCUCUGGUGCAGGGAGUCUUGUUGCAGGUGAGGAAAAUGCUAUCCUCCAUGGCAGUGCCCUUCCAAUGGCAGAUGAGCCAGUUGAAGGAGACCUCAGCACAACAUCUGAGUGGGAUGAUUCACUCACUGGUGGUGACCAAGAAGGUGAUAUCAAUAUUCCAGCCGGAAUGGCUCUCUGUGAAUUGUGUGGACAUCUUGGUGACAGGGAAUCAUUUUACUCAAAAAGCAAGCGAUUUUGCCGGAUGGAAUGUGCCAAGAAAUUCUCUGCUUGUCAAAAGAAAAACACCAAUAGAAAUAUUCUAGGAAAAAGGCCUGCAGCUAAGAAAAGACCAAGAGUAGCAAGCAAGCAAAAACGACAACGACUAGACACUCCGCUGGAAGCAUCGCUUGAAUCUCCAAGCAGCUCAGCGCAGUCGGCUUCGAGUUGGAUUGACCAGGUCUUCAGCUGGGAUGAAUACUUGAAAAGUACUGGUGAUAAGCCUGCUCCCGAACAUUUUUUUAAACACACAAUGCGUGCGCCUACGCUUAGCGAAAUCCAUGUUGGCAUGAAAGUAGAAGUAGUCAACUGCAGUAAUGGUACGCCUAAAGACAACGAAACGGCUUACUGGGUUGCAACAAUUCUUAAAGUUAACGUUAACAUGAUGUUGUUGCGAUAUGAAGGGUAUGAAGAUGAUGGUGUAGAUGACUUUUGGUUCGACGUCAGGUCAAAAAACGUGCAUCCAGUUGGAUGGUGCUACAGCGUGCAGAAGCUUCUAAUUCCACCGCCAGCUAUCAAAAGUAGAAGAUCGAAUUGGCAACAGUAUCUGUUCAAAAAGCUCUCUGGGGCACGGACAUUCUCUAAUGACUUUUUAGAAAGGGUACAAAACGGAAACCACAACAAAUUCGACAUUGGCAUGAAAGUUGAAGUGUCUGAUAAACACAACUUGGUGUCGAUGUGUGUUGCAACGAUCGUGGAUAUUGUUGGUGAUAGACUGCGCUUGCGAUAUGAUGGGCUUGACGCCGAAAUGAAUGAAGAUUUUCUCUGCCAUUACCUCUCGUGUGACAUUCAUCCUGUGGGAUGGUCAUCACUGGUUGGCCAUACACUCCAACCGCCAGUCGGGUGGAAACAAGGGCUCACAGAAUGGAAUGAAUUUUUAGCAGAAGAUCUUCAGAAUUCUCGUGACGCUCCACAAGAAUGCUUUGUACCUGAAUCCAUGGGAACCCCGCCUAGCCGGUACGGUCACUUUGAACCCGGGGCGAAAUUCGAAGCAAUCGACCCCCUGAAUCCAAGCAACAUUAUUGUAGCCACCGUGAUCAAAUCGCUGCGGUUCAAUUAUUUUAUCGCCGGAAUCGACUCUACCACCAAUUAUUUCAUAUGCCAUGCUAAUUCACGAAGUAUUUUCCCUGUGCAUUGGUGUAAAAAUCAGAAGAUAAGCCUCACCCUGCCUAAAGAAUAUUCUGGGAAAUCCUUCGAUUGGGUAAAAUACUUGGCAAAAACUGGAGGAAAACGCGUCUCUUCGUUACUUUUCAAGCAGUGUGAAAAACGUAUAAAUCCAUUUCAACCCGGGAUGAAAAUAGAGGCUGUUGACCUUCGUGAGCCAUCCUUCAUUUGCCCAGCUACUAUCAUUGAGUCCAAGGGGCCACUGGUUCGCGUUCAUUUCGACGGAUGGGACGCUACAUUCGAUCAAUGGUGUGACUGCGAAUCGUUGGAUCUGUUCCCAGUUGGUUGGUGUGAGAAGAAUGGACACCCACUUCAACCUCCUGGAUCCCAGAUGCCGGAUGUCGUUCUCGAGGCAAUUCGUCCUAAGCGUCCUGAUUUCAGCGUACCGUCACCUUCAUUGAAAAUGGCACAACCGAAGGAGCAGGCUCCCCAACAAAACCCGCUUUCUGGGGGUAAACCCUCAUUUAAACCAGCUAAAAUCAAACGCGAGAACUCCUUCGAGAAGAAGCCAGCGAGUGCUUUGCGCAUUGGAAACCCACCAAGAAGUCCCGCAUCUCAAAAAGUUGUUGCGAAGGCUGGCUGUAACAUGAUAUACUUCAAUCAGCAUUGCGCUUCCGGGCCGUUUCUAAAUCCACACGAGGUUGUAAAUCUUCCAGACUCAAUAACUGGCGCGCUUAUAGGUCCACCUCACCAGAACUGUAUCCGCAAAUGUCUGCAUCAUAUCGUUAACGCAGCCAUAGAUCCGAAUCAGGUGCUUGAGUUGUUCAGCAAAGAGUUUUAUCAGACAAAGCAGAACAAGGAUUUGAAACUUGACCAUGUAAUUUGCGUCGAAAUCACCGGCAAGAGUGGCAAAAGAUUCCUAAGGAGGGUUCGUGUACCCAGCAAGCAAAACCUCAUCCCCAAAUAUCUGGCCAGGGUUUGUAGCAUGUUGAAGUGCUGUCCUUCUUUUGUAUGCGAUGAGAGGUUUUUUGGUGGAAAAUGUGACACGAAUUGUAAUCAACAAUUUGGUUAUACAUCAUAUCCAGACAACGAGACUCACGCACUUCCUGAUUCACAAACUGGCGAAGAAUUCGAUGAUAUACGACCAAGAACAUCAAAGAUGCCCCCCACUCAAUACCUUGAUUCUCCUGGGGGUCCAUCGUCAUCCACGCAAGACAGAGGAUUCGACCCGUUAAACAUGCUCGAUGAAGAAUCUGUUCGUAGCAAAGAUCCGAGGACGUGGACUGUGAACGAGGUUAUGGAUUUUCUCGCUGCCAUUGGCUGUCAAGAUCAUGCCAUGACGUUUCAAAAACAGGAAAUAGAUGGCAAAGCGCUACUUUUAUUACCAGCCAAUGCUCUUGAGGCAUUGACGGAUAACAAACUCGGACCAAUAACAAAAUUAAUGGAUGCCCUUCAAAGUCUGAAGAAGAUGUGGGGACUGCAUUCGUAGGUUCGUUACAUGAACAUUCAAUUUGUAAAAAGCAGAGAUAAGUUUAAUUUUUUUACCUUCUUGUGUUACUUGGUUUUAUUAGGAGCCGAAUGAAAAGGUACCGUGACCCAGGUAGUUGAAAAUAGCUGUGUUCCUUUUUAACAAAUUUCGAAGGACCACAGAUAACCUGUUCUCACACGCCACAAAAAAUUGUUGUCGUAACUUGCUCAAAAAGCAAAGAUCUGCAGAAGUUUGUUAAAGUACAUUCUAUGUCUGGAAUAGACAGGUGGAUGAAAUGAUGGGGCGGAUGGAAGAAUUCUCGAUGAGGAGUAGAAGUGGUGGUGCAAUAAACAUUUCCAGGUUGAUUUUUUCUCACUAUUUAACAAGCGUCCGGGCUGCUUCUUCCAUAUUCUAGUGUUAACAAUUUAGCCGGGGUGUAGCAGGUCUCUUUGUAAAACGUUCCUGGUAAAAAGGAAUCAAAUGAGACUUUGGUACAGCAAAAAUUCAAGAUGGAACGGAAAAAUGGGAACAGAGAAACAUUAAAGUAUGUUAUGUCUCCGUUUUACCGUGUUAUUGUCAAAUUUAAUGGAUUCAUUUAACUUGUUCAAUAGCAGGGAAAAAAUCCUGCAUUGUAGAAAAAUUUAAAUUAUUGGAAUGAAAGUUCAAGCUAAUGAUAAAGAGGCUUAAGCCAUCAUGAUAAAGAGGCUUAAACCAUCUGUCAAUCAAAAUUGGCCAAUCAAUAAGCUUAUUACCACGCUCACGUUUAUUAAUAGUAGAUCGACCGACGGUCCAAGCCACUUUAGCAUCUGUCGAUUGCCUUUAAGGGGCUUAUGUAUGUGGUUUCAACCAAAUUUCAAGCAUUCUGGUUUCCAAGAUUGCAAAUUAAGGCUCCAAAGCAGCGUUUGACCUAUUUUUUGUAAGUUUGAAAAAUGUUUCUUGGCCGCUGGCAUAAGAGCUAAGAGCGAAGAACGAGUGUUGAUUGUUUUGGAGCUAUAAAAAUGAUACAAGUUCAAACUACUGUCAAGUUUAUAGCCAAAAAAAAUUCAAAUUAUAUUCGGUUGUGAUCAUGUUAAAGUAAAAAAUUGUAUUGAGCUCAAGAUCAGAGACCGAAUUAAAUGUUUUGUAUCGGACCAAUUUGGUUAGAAUAUUGUCACGCAUUUCCAUUGCAUAGUUUAUUAUACUCAGAUUCUUUAGAUGAUGCAAUUUUGGAGAAAACCAAUCUUUCGGAAAAUUAGCAAUUUUUUGUGUGCUAUUUAAUAUGGCGAAUUGUGCGUAGAAACAUCCUUUGCACUUUUGGUUUACCAAAAUACUCAUGAAAAGAUUCGACAUGUUCAUGUUAGUUAACCCUUGUUUUAUUUGAAGUACAUUUUGUUCAAAUGUAGUUUAAGUUAUCAGCCAGAAGAGUGUUGUUUGAAGAUCAGAGCAGAACAUCUGAUUGAUUUUUGUCAUUGUGCAUAGAAAUUUUAGGGAUUCCCCAUUUAUAGGAAUUUAGAUCGAAAUAUCUUUCCUCAGAGAGAGGCUGGGUGUGUAGUUUAUUUUAUGUUUAAGAUUUUUGCAUCAGUUUUUCAGCUCGUAUGGUUACCCUACCCAACCAAAGCAUCAUCAUAUUUAUUUAUCGCUCAAAGUUCAAAAGAGGCAUUUUCGUAUUAUAGAAGGUCGCAGCGAGAGGUAGUGGCUGCUUAGGUGCUGAUAGCUUCAUCUAUUGUUAAGUGUAGUAUCACUUUUAUGCCUGACCUCAACCAUGAAUUAAAUGUGAAUCAUUCCUCAGCUCAAGUUAGAUUAACCAAGGGUGAACCAGUUUUUGCAUCUUCUAUGCUUAUAGAUUUAUUUAUUUCUUUGAUGAGACAAGUCUAGGUCCAUACCAGCAUUUGAUAUAAUUUUUGUCAAAUGUAAGUUAUAACUUGAAGCAAUUGUUUAUUGGUAGUUAGGCUGAUGGCCUUGCAGCUCUUAUUCUUCUUCUAGCACUUGAACUGGCUGAUAAGGUGCAGCAAAUGUGAAUCAGAUGUAAAAAUAUAUAAAUAUAUAUGUAAGGUAUACGUUUUUGUGUACAUAAUUAUUUUAGAAAAUUAGCACCCAAACCUUUUAGGUCUUUCUCCCUCGUUAGGCUAUUCGAGUUUUUUUAAAUCCUUUGUCUACUUGUAUUGUGCCAGUGAGAACUCAGACAUUGUUCAAACUCCAACAAAUAGAGAGAUAGUCAUAUAUUACAAGAUUUUAAGCAUACCCACCACUGCUUUUAACAGUGUAAAAUUUUGUAGCAUUCUAAUUUUUCUGCAAUUCCAAGUACAAAUCAAUUGUCACUCUGUUAGCAAUUUUAUUAGAGACCUUUUUCCGGAAUUACACAAAUAUUUUUGCGUAAAUGACACCAAAAACCAAUUUCUUAACCAACUACCUGUUUAGUAUCAUUGAAUUCCUAAAGUAAGCUAAUGCUAAUCAGAACUCUUACUGCUUUGGUUAAGGAGAUUUAGGUGUGUAGAUCACACGAGAAGAAUCUUGUUCCCCAAUAUGUGUCGUAAGCCAUAAUUAUUUAAUGGGGUUUUAUUAAUUUGCAACAAGGCCAAACUCUGGCUGUUGAGUAGUUAUAUGCAUUUUAGUCUUCAAAUAGACGGAAAAGCAUGAUGUCAGUAGACCCACACACUAAUUAACAUACUAUUUUUCCUAACACAGCUUGUUAUCAGUUUGCGUUAAAGAAUGUCAGAAUUCUUUUAGCCAAUUUUAGCAUAAUGUGCGUACAAUGA
Molecule: messenger RNA, 5971 nt
Organism: Rhopilema esculentum
Lineage: Eukaryota; Metazoa; Cnidaria; Scyphozoa; Rhizostomeae; Rhizostomatidae
Product: MBT domain-containing protein 1
Biological process (GO): negative regulation of DNA-templated transcription
Cellular component (GO): nucleus
Molecular function (GO): zinc ion binding; histone binding; chromatin binding
Source: RefSeq, a predicted model, not a curated record